AUGACGCGAUCAUUUGCAGAUAAUGAUACGAUACCCAACGGCUGGCGCACUCGACAGCCAGGGUUUGCCAUCUGGAUCAUCAUCGCUAUCUUUCGGGGGGUUUUGGAGGCUUUCUUCUAUAGUAUCUACUACAUUCCAAGCUCUUUGCGCCAGUGUCCAACAUGGACCUAUCGUCAGGCCUGCAUGACGCGGCUUUUCGAGCGAGUCUUCCAUAUUAUCACGGAGGUCGGUUUCACACAAUCGUUGAGCUUGGACCCGGGCGAACUUGGCGAUCGCUGGGUGACCAUCGACCCAGCGCCAGCCUCUGCGUAUUGUGGUGACUUCACGAGUGACACUGUCAAGCCAGAGACGGUCGGCGGUACCUGGUAUCCAAAUCUACCAUCGAAGGAGUCGCUAUUAGAAGAACAAGGCCUAGUGGUUUUGUCCUUCCAUUCUGGGUCGCUCCUGUGGCUGACUGGACGGCCAGAGGAUUCGGGGCCCACGGCAACAUUGCUGAACAACAGUCUGGGCAAGAGUACUCGCUCGUUCUGGCUGCAGUACCGUCUCGCCGGUGGAAAUAACCCAACACCAUAUCCCGGGGCUAUGCAAGAUGCGGUGACAGCAUACAUCUACCUCACCCAAGAAAUGGGAAUCUCCCCAUUGCGCAUCGUCCUCGCAGGCGAUUCUACAGGCUCGACAAUUGCAGUCGCACUUCUGCGCUAUCUUGCCUCUAUCAAGGAGGCACAAGACCAUGAACUCGCCAAACUCCCACCUCCAAAGGCUUGUCUUCUGUUUUCGCCCUCGGUCGAGUAUUGCUUCGAAGGUGAUCCGGAGGCUGUCAGCACAAACAGGAAUCUCAAGACCGAUUAUGUCGAGCCGCGUAUGAUGGCAUGGGGCGCAAGGGCUAUUGCGCCACCUGAGACCGUUCGACUAGAUGAUCCGUAUAUCUCUCCAGCACUGCAUCCAUUUGCGACCCCGGUUCCAAUUUUCGUUCAGGCGGGAGGCGCCGAGGUUCUCGCUGAUAGUGUUCGUGGGUUUGCCAACGCUAUGAGCGCUGUCACGGGCAAUGUGGUCGAACAUCUCGAAGUUCCAGAUGUGCCGCAUGAUGUUUAUGUUGCGGGAACUAUUCUCGGAUGGCCGAAGGAGCAGGAAGAGAUCCAUGAAGCUGCCGCCAGAUUUGUUCUGCAAUAA
Molecule: messenger RNA, 1170 nt
Organism: Penicillium concentricum
Lineage: Eukaryota; Fungi; Ascomycota; Eurotiomycetes; Eurotiales; Aspergillaceae
Product: Alpha/beta hydrolase fold-3
Exons: 1
Coding region: 1-1170 (389 amino acids)
Molecular function (GO): hydrolase activity
Source: RefSeq, a predicted model, not a curated record